AUGUCACAGGACCAAGAGGAAAGGAGGUUCAGGAUUGCACAACCAGGAAGGUUCAUGAACAACUCAAAAGAACAAAUGUUCAAGCAGUUCAUUGAAAAACUGGCUGUAUGCAACAAUGAUUUGGAUGUAGAAAUUCAAGUUGUGCAGAAGAACAAGGGCACUGGUAACCCUGCAAAACCAGUAAAGGCCAUUGAAGUGGUAACCGUUGCACCUGAAGUUGCACCUGGCCCUUCAAAGAAAAAACCACAGAAGGUCAAGAUCACAAGGAUCAUUGAGCCUUCAUGCUUGCCAAGUCUAUCAGGUCAUAUAUUGCAUAUAGACUCUGAUGAGGAUAGCAGGCAGGAUUUUGGCAGAUACCUGUCGGAGAUUCUACCGGACAGUCAGGCUGUUAAGGGACCUGACGACUGA
Messenger RNA from Fibroporia radiculosa, 408 nucleotides. RefSeq lists its product as uncharacterized. The transcript is spliced from 2 exons. The coding region runs from base 1 to 408 and encodes 135 amino acids. The record is from RefSeq and is a predicted model, not a curated record. Lineage: Eukaryota; Fungi; Basidiomycota; Agaricomycetes; Polyporales; Fibroporiaceae.